Messenger RNA from Porites lobata, 4582 nucleotides. The record is from the annotation of a GenBank genome assembly. NCBI's taxonomy places the organism in Eukaryota, Metazoa, Cnidaria, Anthozoa, Scleractinia, Poritidae.
UCUAUACAUUAGUGUUUUGUGUCAGGCACGGCAAGUUUGAUUUCUGUUGUUAUCGUUGUUUACUAUGUUUACCAAUCGCACGAUAAUCCAUUAAGCGUUUACGAUGAUGUUUUCUUCAUUGUUCACUAAGUAAGAUGACUGGCGUCCUAGAAUAAUUCUUGUGGAUCGAAAACCUAUGGCAGAUUUGUUGAAGUGAAACUUGAUUCAGGGACAGUAAACAACCAAAUGGAUGUUUUUCAAGUUAUACAACUUUGUUUUAGCGGAUCUGUGAUUCUCCUCGGCGUAAGUGGAAACUUUCUUGUACUUCUCGCCGCUUACAGGGAAAAAAUGCUCAGAAAAGUGCCCUACAUAUUUGUUUUAAAUUUAUCGGUGUGCCAUCUUAUGGUUCUGCUUGUUCCCUACUUAAUCUUUGUGAUCGCAACGGGAUGUGGCAAGUGGAAAUUCAGUUCCUCACUGUGCAAAUGUCAGGCUUACCUAGGCUACACAUUAAGCACGGAAACUCCAUAACGAGCCGCACCGUCUUAGCAACCAAAAAAAUGUUGUUUAUCAAGCUGAGAUAGGGGACUAAAAGUCCCCUAUCUCAGCUGGAUACUCAGAAGCUUGUAACAUUCACUAUUCCAUUUAUCUCUGAUCAUAUUUCCCAUCUAAUACGAUAGAGGCGUCAAUUUUCGCGCCAUCAUGUCAUCAUUCUAGGGCGAGAAAUUUAAUUAAAGCGCGGCAUUCAACAAAUGUACGGCUCAAGUUUCGGCUAAAAUUAUUCAGUGCCGUCAAAGAAAAAAACAUAUUAUUAAGGUCUGCGUAUAAAGUCGAUCACAUUGCUAACACAGAAAAAACGCUUAAAUAUCUCCCACAAAAUGAACGGCUGAGUUUGUUUUUUCUACGGGUCAAACUGCUACUAUAUAUCCCAGAAGCGCUCAGGCAUAAUAAUAUGCCAGGACUUCUACCUGGAUGAACCAGAAAGGAUAUAGAACAACUACCUAUUUUUUUUCUUUUUACGGCUACGGUCGAAAUGCUAAACGCGUUAUAUAUCCUAGAAGCGCUCAGGCAUAAUAAUAUGCCAGGACUUCUACCUGGAUGAACCAGAAAGGAUAUAGAACAACUGCCUAAAAUUUUUUUUACGGCUACGGGUUGAAAUGCUAAACGUGUUAUAUAUCCUAGAAGCGCUCAGGCAUAAUGAUAUCAUGCCAGGACUUCUACCUGGAUGAACCAGAAAGGAUAUAGAACAACUGCCUAAAUUUUUUUUUUACGGCUAUGGCUCGAAAUGGUAAACGUGUUAUAUAUCCUAGAAGCGCUCAGGCAUAAUGAUAUCAUGCCAGGACUUCUACCUGGAUGAACCAGAAAGAAUAUAGAACAACUGCCUAAAUUUUUUUUACGGCUACGGGUCGAAAUGCUAAACGUGUUAUAUAUCCUAGAAGCGCUCAGGCAUAAUGAUAUCAUGCCAGGACUUCUACCUGGGUGAACCAGAAAGGAUAUAGAACAACUACCUAAUUGUUUUUUACGGCUACGGGUUGAAAUGCUAAACGUGUUAUAUAUCCUAGAAGCGCUCAGGCAUAAUAAUAUGCCAGGACUUCUACCUGGAUGAACCAGAAAGGAUAUAGAACAACUGCCUAAAUUUUUUUUUACGGCUACGGGUUGAAAUGCUAAACGUGUUAUAUAUCCUAGAAGCGCUCAGGCAUAAUGAUAACAUGCCAGGACUUCUACCUGGAUGAACCAGAAAGGAUAUAGAACAACUGCCUAAAUUUUUUUUUACAGCUACGGGUCGAAAUGCUAAACGUGUUAUAUAUCCUAGAAGCGCUCAGGCAUAAUGAUAUCAUGCCAGGACUUCUACCUGGGUGAACCAGAAAGGAUAUAGAACAACUACCUAAUUGUUUUUUACGGCUACGGGUUGAAAUGCUAAACGUGUUAUAUAUCCUAGAAGCGCUCAGGCAUAAUGAUAUCAUGCCAGGACUUCUACCUGGAUGAACCAGAAAGGAUAUAGAACAACUGCCUAAUUGUUUUUUACGGCUACGGGUUGAAAUGCUAAACGUGUUAUAUAUCCUAGAAGCGCUCAGGCAUAAUAAUAUGCCAGGACUUCUACCUGGAUGAACCAGAAAGGAUAUAGAACAACUGCCUAAAUUUUUUUUUUACGGCUACGGGUUGAAAUGCUAAACGUGUUAUAUAUCCUAGAAGCGCUCAGGCAUAAUGAUAUCAUACCAGGACUUCUACCUGGGUGAACCAGAAAGGAUAUAGAACAACUGCCUAAUUGUUUUUUACGGCUACGGGUUGAAAUGCUAAACGUGUUAUAUAUCCUAGAAGCGCUCAGGCAUAAUGCUAUCAUGCCAGGACUUCUACCUGGAUGAACCAGAAAGGAUAUGGAACAACUGCCUAAAUUUUUUUUUACGGCUACGGGUCGAAAUGCUAAACGUGUUAUAUAUCCUAGAAGCGCUCAGGCAUAAUGCUAUCAUGCCAGGACUUCUACCUGGAUGAACCAGAAAGGAUAUAGAACAACUGCCUAAAUUUUUUUUAACGGCUACGGGUUGAAAUGCUAAACGUGUUAUAUAUCCUAGAAGCGCUCAGGCAUAAUGAUAUCAUGCCAGGACUUCUACCUGGAUGAACCAGAAAGGAUAUAGAACAACUGCCUAAAUGUUUUUUUACGGCUACGGGUUGAAAUGGUAAACGUGUUAUAUAUCCUAGAAGCGCUCAGGCAUAAUGAUAUCAUGCCAGGACUUCUACCUGGGUGAACCAGAAAGGUUAUAGAACAACUACCUAAUUGUUUUUUACGGCUACGGGUUGAAAUGCUAAACGUGUUAUAUAUCCUAGAAGCGCUCAGGCAUAAUAAUAUGCCAGGACUUCUACCUGGAUGAACCAGAAAGGAUACAGAACAACUGCCUUUUUUUUCUACUCGUCGAAGUUCUAAACGUGUUAUUCUUAGAAGCGCUCAGACUUAAUAAUAUGCCAGGUUUCCAGCGACUGAUUUUAGCUGAUUUUGCGGUGCGCAAGAAUGGAUAAUUUACCCGACUUGUAAACAGAUAUUUCCUUCAGCCGAUUGUGUCUCAUGCAGGAGAAUGUCAUGUCUGCGUUGUUUUGUUUCUACUGAAGUUUUAUCAAAGAAAGCUUAAGCGAAAAUAGGGAGAUCGCAAUUUAUACUCUUACGAACUAUAAAUUAGGGCUGACCUGGAAGACGCGUUGAAUUGUGCCGCCAUCCUUCAAAAUAUAACCUGGCUGCGUUUAGGGAGACAAUUUCCUCUUCCAUCCAGAUGUACUUGGUAUAUGUGUUUGCGCGAAUCUUCAGACAAAGAAUUGGGUAUACACUGAUUCGAAUGGCUUGGCGAUACUAAGUGCUUAAGUCUACUUACCGAUUACAACAUGUUUUGGAAGUAUUGAGAAGCGCGCCAAACGAAGUUGUCACAGCGUUCUCGAGCGAACACGGCGCGACCUGGAUUGAUAAAAAUUACCAUUACAUGCAGGUAUCAUGCCAGUGAUAUCUCCUUUGGUCGCAUAGUGAAUAGCUUGUGAGCACAUCCUCGACUCUCGAAACAUUUGUCUUGCGCCGCUAUAGAAGUUGCUUCUCCCGCGAACCAUAGGUAGAUUUCCCGCUUAACAUAAUGUUUGAUAAUUUAUGCAAAAGUUGACCUCGUGAAAGUCAGCAGUGCAUUAAUCGACUCAAAAAUAAACAGACUUCCUAAAGGGUUUUGAACACGGUUUUAAUUAAAGUACUUUACGAGCGCUGCGGUAGUUGACCGCAAAAGUGUUACGGUGAUGGAUACUCAACGGGAUGAUUACGUCACUUCAUAGCAACCAGACGGUACGAAUUUUUUAACUUCCGGAGCGCUGAGGCUCGUAGUGAGUGACAACAAUGAUUCUAAUAAGCAUCAAUCGUUAUGUGAGGGUUCUAAAACCAGUGAAGUAUCCGUUCAUUUUCACCCAAAGAAGCACUUCAGUUAUGAUAGCGACCUCUUGGAUUUUGUCGAUUUUAGGCAACAUCCUUCCCUUGAUCGGGUAUGGUACAUUCACAUUGAACAACGCGCGCGAUUACAUGUGCGCGCUGCAAGUAUCUUCCAGCGUCAUCCAGAUAACGGUCGGAGGCAUCUUCGUCUUCACCGCCGCGGUGAUUGUCAUCUUCUGUUAUGUAAGAGUUUUCUGUGCCAUUAAGGCUCACAAACAACGAGUUCGCUUUCCUGAACAGAGAACAAUAACAAACAUGCAAUCAGGAUUUGAAAUCUACCCUCGAGAAUCAAGAGGGGAUGACAUUCAGGUUGCCGUAACUUUGUUUCUAUUUGUGGUUAUUUUUGGGAUUUGCUGGAGUCCUACUAUAGUUGCUGUUUUUAUCAACGCCAUCACUGGCCAGCCAACUUCACAUCUUGCAGGUAUCAUACGAGUGAACGUACUUGUAUUAGAAACUGUGUUGGACCCAAUUGUUUAUGCCAUAAGAAAUAGAAACUUUCGACAGGUUUUAAAGACGGCUUGUAAGAAACAUACAAGACAUUCGUGACAUCCAUCCAGCCAGCCCUGCAUCCAGCUAAGACAGCAGCAAAGGAUCAAAUUCUCUUUCGAAAGCACCCUGAAAUUAGUAUUCACAAGAGAAAGUUUAAAAAAGGUUGGG